This is a messenger RNA of Ectocarpus sp. CCAP 1310/34, 2147 nucleotides long. The record is from the annotation of a GenBank genome assembly. Lineage: Eukaryota; Phaeophyceae; Ectocarpales; Ectocarpaceae.
GCUGGGACAACAACAAUCAGAUCGUGCGCCACGAGUGCUGCUCUGCACGUCAGUUGCGCGGGAGGUAGUGUAUUUCGUGCGCAAUACACUAGCAUAAACACGCCUGCAGCAAGGUAACGACAUCAUGAUCGGUAUGAUGACCACCGUCCUCGGCCUCGGUCUGGCUCUGUUCAUCUCCUUAGAGGGCUACAACCAAGGCGGCUUGUUUGCGUGGCAUCCGUUUCUGAUGUCGGUCGGUGCCCUCGGCUUACCCACCGCCGGCAUACAGGCGGUGAGAUCAAGACACGCCGUAGGAGGCAUGGGCCCCAAGACUCAACGGGUGCAGCUCCAUAGCGCUCUCAGCAACUUGGCCCUGGCUUCCAUGCUGGGCGGACUGUACGCCAUCUACACCAACAAGGAGAAAAUGGGCAAAAAUCACUGGACUUCUUGGCACUCGUGGGCGGGGGUACUGGCUCUCGCUCUCUGGGUGGGCAACUUUGCCGUUGCGGGAGCUAACACGGCAGACCUGGAGAAGAGACGCCUCGUGUUCUUGUGGAAAUCCCGUAAUCACCGGUGGGCUGGCAAGGCUGCGUUCUGCGCAGGUCUCGGGGCUGUUGUCCUGGGAUUGCACAGCGGCUGGGGGUUGCGGUCCCUCGGCGGAGAGCGGGGCGCGUGGACCUUGACGGCGGGAGUCCUGGGAGUGUUCGUGGGGAUCGUGGCAUCGGGAGGAGAGGCUCAAACCCCCAAGAAGGGCUAGAGGUGCUGCUGCUGCUCUGCUACUAGGAGGGUUAUUUCGCCGCAGCGUACCACUCAAUACCUUACAGCAGUAGUUUCUCUGCGAUGAUUUGCGCUGCUUUCAGAUCUUCAAUCGGUGCUCUGUAGAUGUUGUGGUCGAAAAUAAGGAAGACUUCGAUCGUCCGUGUAAUCGAGUCUGGGUCCGUGCAUCGCGUUCGAAGAGGCCAAUAUUUAGAGCCUGUUUUUUCCCUCCUGGGUUGGAGGCAAUCAACGGUCGCGGCUACUCCAACACGGCUACCUCUACCAUUCAUAUGUAGCAUGUCGAGUGCGUCCACAGACUGCUUGUUCACCGUUCGUGGAAAGUGGAUUUAACGUUGACCCUCGCAAUAAAUGGGGAGCAAAUUCGGGUUCGUGGGAAAGCGAGCAGAGGCUGCGAUACAGGGGCCAUGUGGCUAGUGCCAGAAUGCUGGUUCUGCAUAACACUUGUGAGUCUACUGCUGUCCCAUUCCUUUUAAUGUUCGUAUGGCAUUCACCUCUCGUCUUCGUUUACGGCAAACGAAGGGCGGCAUGUUCCUUGUGUGGAAGAUGACAUUUUUCGUCUGUGCUGUACCACCGCUAACUUACUGUAGUCAUAGAGGGCAGGCGAUACGUCAACGCUGGUCCAGCAGCAAAACGUUUCUGUUUUUCCUAGCGUCCCUACAGGACUACCUCUGUUGUAUUGUUGUAGCUCUGACUGCGCACUAUCGUAUCAACGUGUGGUCUGGCACGGGGAAAAACCGGAUGGUGGGUAGGGCACGAGAGGGUUCUUGCUGCAGGCGCCCGUCGUGUUGUCAUCAGACUUAGUGCCGACACGGUUCACGUGAGUGCGAAAGUUGCAGAAGGUUAGUCACGAGCUAUCGAUGAAGGGCUCGACUUGAUGUCAUCUUUGCUUCACAAGUGUUGCCCAGAACGUCGUCCGUGCCACGCGGGCGAUGAUGCCGUGUUGUUCCAGCAAUUGUCCGUGUGGUGGCGUUGUUCGUCUGUCAUUGCAACAUGUCGUACUACUUUGUUCAAUUCUAUUUGGAUGCUGCUGACGUCGGGAAGGUAGUCGUUCACCCUCCCUGAACGGUACAGUAGCUGUACAGGCCGGUUGAUUGGUGGUCUGGUUAGCGUUUGCUGCGCAAUCGUCAACCUGUCAUGGUACGUGAUUUCGGUUUUAUUGAUUGUUCGUGUACGGUGCUAACGUAUCUAGCGGCUGCAUCAUUGUGUGCAUCGAGCGUGCACCAGAACCUUUAAAUACCUUGUUUAUUGGCCACGUGUUGGAGUUUUGGUAGGCUCCAGAGUCCACGUGGCGCCACACUGUUGCCUAUCAGCGACAAUCCUCGCGGUGUGCAGAAGGGUACAGCUUUUCACCCACACCAACAGAGGUAUAUUUAUGUUGAACAAUCGUACAU